AUGGUCCGCUUGUCAACUCUGCUCCCGACCCUCUCGGCGCUUGGCUGUGCCAGAGGCGUCCGCUUCCUCGGGCGAGUGAACCCUGCCACCAGGGAGCUCUCAUGGUCCGGUACAGGCCUCACCUUCAGCUUCACCGGCUCCUCCGCCAGCGUGGCUGUGGCCUCGUCCUGGGGCACCAACAGCAUCGAGAUGGCCAUCGACGACGGCACGCCUCUUGUCUUGGACAGCGUCAACGGAACCAGCAUUGCCACGCCGGCCGCCCUCGCCGACGGGCCCCACACCGUCUCCAUCCGCAAGCGCUCCGAGGCCCAGUUCGGCAGCAUCUACGUCGGCGACGUGAGCACCUCGGGGACGCUGGGCAACGACACGGCGCCGGCGGGCAGGCGCAUCCAGCUCAUCGGCGACAGCAUCACGGUCGGCUACGGCAUGGACGGCACGUACCCGUGCGUCAACUCGGCUGCGCUCGAGGACGCGCCCAACACCUACGGCGCGCUGACGGCCAAGAACCUCUCGGCCGAGUAUGAUAUCAUUGCUUCGUCGGGCAAGGGACUGCUGCGCAACACCGUCAACCCGGGCUACGAGGACGACGUAGUAAUGCCGCAGAUCUGGACGCGCUGGGCCGCCGCCGACGCGGACGGCACCUACGCCUUCCCGGCCGCCGACACGCCCGACGUCGUCGUCGUCAACCUGGGCACCAACGACUUCAGCUACGUCGCGACCAACAGCAGCACGGGCGCCACCUACGACGCGCGGCCGCGCCUCAACGCCACCGCGUACGCCGACGGGCUGGUCGCCUUCGGCAAGACCAUCCAGGGCCACUACCCCGACGCCGAGCUCUUCAUCACGUCGAGCCCGCUGCUGAGCGACGGCUACCCGACCGCCGAGGACGCCCAGCACACCACGCAGGCCAACGCCAUCAAGGACGCCGUCGCCCGGCUCGGCGGCAGCGCGCACUUUGUCGACUUCCCGGCGCAGGACUCGAGCAACAACAACAUCGGCUGUGAUUACCACCCCUCGUCGGCGACGCACGAGAGCAUGGCUGUGAUCCUGACGGCGGCUAUUGAGGAUGUCAUUGCUUAG
Molecule: messenger RNA, 1080 nt
Organism: Diaporthe citri
Lineage: Eukaryota; Fungi; Ascomycota; Sordariomycetes; Diaporthales; Diaporthaceae
Exons: 1
Coding region: 1-1080 (359 amino acids)
Molecular function (GO): carboxylic ester hydrolase activity
Source: RefSeq, a predicted model, not a curated record